Molecule: messenger RNA, 1160 nt
Organism: Fragaria vesca subsp. vesca
Lineage: Eukaryota; Viridiplantae; Streptophyta; Magnoliopsida; Rosales; Rosaceae
Product: probable pyridoxal biosynthesis protein PDX1-like
Exons: 1
Coding region: 1-939 (312 amino acids)
Biological process (GO): amino acid metabolic process; pyridoxal 5'-phosphate biosynthetic process; pyridoxine biosynthetic process
Molecular function (GO): amine-lyase activity
Source: RefSeq, a predicted model, not a curated record
AUGGCCGACAGCGGAGUCGUCACCGUGUACGGAAAGGGCGCCAUCUGCGAGACCUCCAGCACCAAAAAGUCCUCCUACCCCGUCAAAGUUGGCCUCGCCCAAAUGCUCCGCGGCGGCGUCAUCAUGGACGUCGUCACCCCCGCCCAGGCUCGCAUCGCCGAGGAGGCCGGCGCCUGCGCGGUCAUGGCCCUCGAGCGCGUCCCCGCCGACAUCCGCGCCCACGGCGGCGUUGCUCGCAUGUCCGACCCUCAACUCAUUAAAGAGAUCAAACGCGCCGUCACCAUCCCCGUCAUGGCCAAGUGCCGCAUCGGCCACUUCGCCGAGGCUCAGAUCCUCGAGGCCAUCGGAGUGGACUACGUCGACGAGUCCGAGGUCCUCACCGUCGCCGACGACGACAAUCACAUCAACAAACACAACUUCCAGGUCCCCUUCGUCUGCGGCUGCCGCAACCUCGGCGAGGCGCUCCGCCGCAUAAGGGAAGGCGCCGCCAUGAUCCGGACCAAAGGUGAAGCUGGAACCGGGAACAUAGUCGAGGCAGUUAGACAUGUUCGGUCGGUAAUGGGGGAGGUCCGUGUUUUGCGGAACAUGGACGACGACGAGGUCUUCGGGUUUGCCAAGAAGAUCGCGGCGCCGUACGACAUGGUCAUGCAGACGAAGCAGAUGGGGAGGCUGCCGGUGGUGCACUUCGCCGCCGGAGGGGUGGCGACGCCGGCGGACGCGGCGAUGAUGAUGCAGUUGGGGUGUGAUGGGGUGUUUGUGGGGUCGGGAGUUUUCAAGAGUGGGGAGCCGGCGCGGCGGGCGAGGGCGAUAGUGCAGGCGGCGACGCAUUAUAGUGACCCGGAGGUGCUGGCGGAGGUGAGCUGCGGGUUGGGGGAGGCAAUGGUGGGGAUUAAUCUCAGUGACAACAAUGUGGAGAGGUAUGCUUACAGGUCUGAGUAAGUACGUACUGUUCGAGUUUAAAGGCCCGAAGGGCUAAAGAGAUAGUAGAUUAAGAAUUUGAGUUUGCCAAAUAGAUACAUGUUUCUUUUUGUGAUUUGUUAUCUGGGUUUCUUUUUGUUCUUGUAGAUGUAAGUUGAGGCAAGAGUAACUGUUAGAAAUCAUUGUCAAUUGAGUUUUGAACUUGAUCAUUUGUUCAUGAUUAAUCGGAUGGAUUUGGAAAC